UGGUUACUCUGGCGUGCUGGCACUUGGGGAGUUUUUCAGCAGCAUUUCCAUGGUGGGAGCUCCCCUUCCUGUCAUUUAAUGCUCUGAGAGAAUGGGAGGCUCUUCCUCCAAACCAGAUUCAGUUACACCAAAACCCGUUUCCACUACUAUCGCUGUCCCCAGCACUGUCCCCACCAUCGUCCACACCACUCCAGCUGAUUUCAAAGCUGCAGAAGUCGGAUGCUGGAUUGAUAACCAUGAAAUACUGUACAUGUCACUGGCCUUCAUUUCUGGCAUCCUCCUGACUGCCUUGGUUUUUGCAAUCAUCUUCCUCUUCAGGAAAAGUUAUAAGAGAUCCCACCAAAAUUUACAAGAGGAAGCUUUCUUCCCGAUGGAAACUAAGGAAUCCCGUAAGGACACACAGAAUGAAGUGACCUACAGCACUCUGGUCUUCCAGCGGGGCCAGACAGCACUGCCUGUGUGA
Messenger RNA from Hirundo rustica (Barn swallow), 463 nucleotides. It is a transcript of the gene C24H1orf162, whose product is annotated as chromosome 24 C1orf162 homolog. Bases 92 to 463 code for a protein of 123 amino acids. NCBI's taxonomy places the organism in Eukaryota, Metazoa, Chordata, Aves, Passeriformes, Hirundinidae. The transcript has 6 exons. The record is from RefSeq and is a predicted model, not a curated record.